This is a messenger RNA of Physeter macrocephalus (sperm whale), 1780 nucleotides long. Its product is annotated as keratin, type II cytoskeletal 80. The transcript is spliced from 5 exons. Gene Ontology annotation, molecular function: structural constituent of skin epidermis. The record is from RefSeq and is a predicted model, not a curated record. Gene Ontology annotation, biological process: intermediate filament organization; keratinization. NCBI's taxonomy places the organism in Eukaryota, Metazoa, Chordata, Mammalia, Artiodactyla, Physeteridae. The coding region runs from base 572 to 1522 and encodes 316 amino acids. Gene Ontology annotation, cellular component: keratin filament.
CGGCGAUGGAAAUGUUCUGUAUCUGCGCCAGCACGGACACAUGACGUCGCAUUUCAGGUUCAGGGAAACAGGGCCAGUUUGGUGGGGGUGGGAAUGGGCAGGGCCUGUGUAGAGAAGGAGAGUGUGAGGAGAUGAAACACAGAGAGGAAGAAGGGCAGCAGGUGCAAAGAAUCUUGUUUGACAUUCCAAGGAAUCUUCUAGACCUUAAUCCACGGAGAGCCACUGAAGGACUUUAUGCCGAGUGAUGAGAUGCCUGCAUCGCAGCCUCCUGGGUCCCCGAGGAGGCACUGCUCCUCUGAGCUCCGUAGCACCUCUGACACCCCAGUCACGCUGGCUCCCGUCAUCGUCACCGUCCUACACGAACAGUUUGCUGCCAUCUUAGCCUGAAAGAACCUCCCCACACCCUUCCUGGACACGUCUUCCUCUUCCUUCAAGCCUUUGCUCAAGGCCCCAAACAACUUCGCCCAGUCCCCAGCCUGCCCUGCCUGCGACCGGAGCCAGCUGCUGCCACCCCUCAAAGGCUCGCUCACCCAUCCCUGCGCCCUGCCCGCUCUGGGUCCCAGAGGCUGCAAUGGCCUGCCGCUCCUGCAUCGUCGGCUCCGGCAACCUCAACAGCUGUGUUGUGACCCAGGCAAGCAGUCCCUGGCCUGGGACCUCCGGCUGGAGCAAUUACAGGGCCCCCGAGCUGGGCUUCAGCUCCAGCAGCCUCACAGGCUGCCUGACAGCUAGCACCAUCCCCAAGGUGACCGUGAACCCCAGCCUGCUGGUACCUCUGGACCUCAAGGUGGACCCAGCCAUCCAGCAGCAGAAGAGCCAGAAGAAGGAGGAAAUGAAGGUCCUCAAUGAUAAAUUUGCCACCCUGAUUGGCAAGGUGCAAGCCCUGGAGCAGCGCAACCAGCUGCUGGAGACCCGCUGGCGCUUCCUGCAGAGCCGGGACUCGGCAGCCUUCGACCUUGGACACCUCUACGAGGAGUACCAGGGCCGACUGCAGGAGGAACUGCGCAAAGUGAACCAGGAGGGGGCCCAGCUUGAGGCCAAACUGCUGCAGCAGCUUGAGAUGGUGAAGGAGUUUCAGAUCAGGUAUGAGGAUGAGAUCUCCAAGCGCACGGACAUGGAGUUCACCUCUGUGCAGCUGAAGAAGGACCUGGAGGCAGAGUGUCUUCGACGGACAGAACUAGAGACCAAGUUAAAAUGCCUGAAGAGCUUUGUGGUACUGAUGAAAAGCAUCUACGAGCAGGUGAGAAGAUGGGGCCAGGGUCCCGCUGAGCCGUGGGUAAGGGAUGCAGGGGAGGCAAAGGUGUCCAGCGGGUCGUGGAAACUUCAGCAGGCACUCAUUAUUGCCGCUGUCAAUAAUCCAACGUGUCCCCUCGUCACUCAUUUCAUGGAGUGUGGCAGGUUCCCACAAAGCCUCUCUCAGGGAGAGCCCUGCCUUCAUGUGUGCUGGAGCGCUGAGGGCAUGCAGGGGACCAGGUACAUCAAGGGUCAAGAGGUGGCCUCAGAGCAGGGAACCAGGAGGCCUUGAACAACCGUUCUAAUUGAAUUAACCUCUCUCUCAUCCCCGUAGCCUAACUUGCAGACACCCACAGUUCUAGCUCCGAUAGGCCUUCACUGCACCCUCCUCCAUUUUGGGGUCAGGCAGGGAAGACCUAUAGUCAGAUUCUCUGGUUCCCAGACAACACUAGCUCCUGCCAGACAAAAAUGACGCAGUAGGGACUUACCUGGCAGUCCAGUGGUUAAGACUCUGCACUUCCACUGCAGGGGGCAUGGGUUCGAUCCCUGG